UGGUUGACGAAUCGGCUUUGGAGGGGAGGCCGUUCUGACAGCGUUGUUCGGGCGGUCUUGGCUACCGUGGAUUCGGUGAAGUAUUUGUUUCGCAUAAACAUGUUUCUCCGAACAGCAGCCAAUUCCGGAACCGUAUGUUCCACGCCCUAAGUCGCAUGUUCGCCAAACUAGAAUCUGCAUUGCCCAUUCCUGGGGCGGACGACACUGUACGAUCGAACUGCGUCUCAGUAGGUACCUAAGUGCAGUGGUUCAUGUCAGCGGCUUCCUAGAUUCAACCACACUGCACCGCACUACACCACUAGUUCAAAGCGUGAUCCCGAAUAACAGCGAGGUGCCACGGUGCCAUUCGACUCGCAGCGCCCGUCGAGAUCGCAUCGCGCCCUAGCUCCUACCACCGUGCACCCCUCGCGGCGUUAUCGCUUCCAGUGCCCCCUGCGCCUCUCCCCACUCGCUUGGCCGCGCUGCACGUACUGCGAGGCGGACGGAGUCGCGGCCACGUAGGCCCCUAGCGGCACGUAGAGGCACGUAGCGGCGCGUAGCGUGGUGGUGGGAGGGCGCGCGGGCGGCGGGCAUGGCGGAGGAGGAGGAGCUGGCGAUGGGGUCGGACGACGAGGCGGACGCGGAGAGCCCCGAGGAGAUCCUCGGCAAGAUUCAGGACCGCUCGCAGCGCGUCAACCACUUCCUCUCCGAGGGUCGCGUGCCGGAGGCCCUCAAGGCGGCCGUGAGUGACCCGCCUAUCGCCACGCGCGACCAGACGUGCAAGGACGCCAACUGGGCAGUGGUACAGCGCGCGCUGGAGGCGGUGGAGGACGUGGAUGGGGCGAUAGCGGGGCUCAAGUCGGAGGGGUGCGACACACUCAUGCGGUACCUGUACCGCGCGCUGCGGACGGGCGAGGCGGCGCUGUGUGCGCGGGCGCUGCGGGUGCACGAGAAGCUGACGGAGAAGGCGGGGCUGGGCUGCAUCAUGCGCGUCAUGGCGGACCGCAAGCACACUGUGUAGCGCGUAGCGCACGCAGGUGCUUGAGAAUGCAUGGGUUGCUGUGAUGCGGUAUCAUGGUGUCAAACAUAUUUGUAUAUGUUACUAUAGCCUAGAUAGGGGCAUGCCUUAGAGAGUACAGCUCAUUAGGUCAAGACCACCCUGUACCCUUGUUGCUAGUUCAUUCCG
Closterium sp. NIES-67 is the source of this 1165-nucleotide messenger RNA. The record is from the annotation of a GenBank genome assembly. NCBI's taxonomy places the organism in Eukaryota, Viridiplantae, Streptophyta, Zygnematophyceae, Desmidiales, Closteriaceae.